CGGGUGUACGGGGGUGGACCCUGGAUAGGAGUUGCUACUCCCUGAGGCAAACUGCAAAAGGCAAACUGCAAACUGCAAAAGGCAAACUGCAAAGGUUAAAAAGGAAACUGCAAAUGGCAAACUGCAAAUGGCAAAUGGCAAACUGCAAAAGACAAAAAGUAAACUGCAAGUGUCACGUGCACGCCACCCGGGGGACGGAGGUACGGAUUGUUUCCUUGAUCAUCCGAUAAACAUUGCUAGCCCUCCAAAGUCCUGAAAUAACCCCAGGGCAAGUUUAUUACACAAGCAAAUUAAUCCAUAGUUAUCAGGUCACUUUGGAUUUACAUCAUUUCACGUCAAUCAUCUUUGAUUUACUGGAUUGAAGUACAUAUUAAGCCUUUAUUGUUGUUUCUCCACCUUUUAGUUUUUUUUUUUCAGAUUAAUUUUUAGUCCGAUUAAUUUUUCUGCUGAAUUAACUAGCUAUCUGGUAUAACUAGGUAUUGGUAGUAUAAUGAACACUCCCACCAAUUCAAAUAACAACUUCCAAAGGACUCCCGCCAGUCCAAGCUUGCACCAUCACCAUUCCCAUUCGAAUCACCUAUCACAUCCCUCUCGUAAGCCAUCAGUGGUUGAGUUAUUAAGUUCACCUCCACCAUUACCCCAAACACCUGAUUUAGCCAUCAACGAUGAAUUGAACUCAUUUAGUUUAUCAAGAAACACCUCCAUCAGUUCCAGAGCUUCAUCGCAGAUUCAGCUGAGUGAUUGGAAUGAAAUACCAUUAAGCGAAUUGGCCGAACAAUCAAAAUUAAUAUCAAUUAAUUCAAGUUACUCAAUACAAAAAGCUUUUGAAACAUUGGUCAAUCAUGAUUUAACCUCAAUUCCGGUUUCCUUGAGUACUUCCAAUCUGAAGGAUUUAUCUAAUUGCUUAACUUUUGAUUUUAGUGAUUUAAACACUUAUCUUUUAUUAAUCAUGAAUAAAAUUAAUAUUAAUGAUUUACCAAUUACUGAAAUUGGCGAUAAAAAUUGGUCAUUAAAUGAAAAAAGAGACUUUUUCAUGAAGAUUAUUAAUAAGGCUAAACGGGGGGAAGAAGUGCCCGUUGAUUUUAUUGUUAAAUUACAUCCAAAAAAUCCUUUUUUACAAUUUAAUUCAAAUCAACCUUUGUUAAAAGCAAUGGAAGCUUUAGGUAAUGGCACUCAUCGGGUGGCCAUCACCAACAAUACAAAUCAAAUCAUUGGGGUCUUAUCCCAAAGAAGAUUAAUCAAAUACAUGUGGGAAAAUGCCCGUAGAUUUCCUUCCUUGGAGUAUUACUUGAACUCAACUUUACAAGAUUUGAAAAUCGGCUCAACUAAUCCUUUCACCAUCUAUGAAGAUCAACCUUUAAUCGAUGCAUUAUUGAAAAUGUUCAAUGAACGGGUAAGUUCAUUGGCGGUUAUUGAUCGUAAACAUUUAUUAAUUGGUAACAUUUCAAUCGUGGAUGUGAAAAACGUGAGCUCCACUAAAAACUCCCACUUAUUAUUUAAAUCAGUUUUAAAUUUCAUCAGCUAUAACUUAUCCCAAAAGGGUAUUGAAGAAGGUCAAGACCAAUUCCCUAUUUUCCAUGUUAAUAACCAACUGAGCUUGGGCAGAGUCAUUGCUAAAUUAGUAGCCACUCAAUCCCAUCGUUUGUGGAUUGUGGAUUCAAGACCUUCAAUUAAUCAUAAUUCAGUUAGUAGUAACUCUUCAAAUAAUUCCGGUCCGAUCGAAUCAGCUCUUUCUCCCCAACCUUCUGAAUCGGAUUUAUUGAAUUUAGAACCAAGUGGUCGUCCCGGUAAACUAAUCGGCGUGGUUACUCUAACCGAUAUCUUGGGUCUUUUUGCUCAACUGAAGUUGAAUCAUAAAAAAAUUGACCCCCAAUUUGCUAGAAAUCAAAGACGUAGAUCUUCAACUUCAACUACAAGAUCUUCUCUAGAUGGUUUACCUCCAGCAGUCCCAAACUCUCCCAAUGAUAAUGGUGACCUCUUCAGAAAAUCGUACACUGCAAAUAAAGGCGAUAACGUUUUCUCCAAAAACUAACUUGUUUAUUUAUUUUAUUAAAAAAGAAAAUACAUCUAUAUAUAAUUAUAAUUAAUUUGUAGUUGCAGCUUGGUCGAUAUACGUUUUGUCAAUCAUGACAAGGGCUGGAGCCCUACU
Molecule: messenger RNA, 2149 nt
Organism: Hyphopichia burtonii NRRL Y-1933
Lineage: Eukaryota; Fungi; Ascomycota; Pichiomycetes; Serinales; Debaryomycetaceae
Gene: SDS24
Product: Sds24p
Exons: 1
Coding region: 491-2032 (513 amino acids)
Biological process (GO): cellular response to glucose starvation; regulation of mitotic metaphase/anaphase transition
Molecular function (GO): protein serine/threonine phosphatase inhibitor activity
Source: RefSeq, a predicted model, not a curated record